CCCGUCUGUAUCCGUAUGCGGAUGCACUGCUCCAGUUCCACACCCUUUCGAUUUGCUACAGUGACGCGCGUGUGACGAUGAUUUACCAGUGCCCACACUGGUCGCCUCAUGACCAUGUGCCUGUGUGAUGAUGUGGCUGUUUUGGGUCUGGGGAGCUUUGCUCCUGGGACAUGCAGAAGAUCCUUGCGCCAGUUCCGAAUGGCAAGAGGUGCGGGAACUGCUCUGGGUCACUGUGGAGGACGGCAGCGAUGCCCGUGAGAGAUUGCAAGCCUUAAAGGGCGCCCCGCCACCGCCACCACUGCAGCCAUCCGCAUGCCUUCAUGGUGCAGUGGCCUUGCAUCUAUUACAUUUGCUGCGCGAGCCACGGGAGGCGAGACUCGGGGAGAUGAACCGCAGCGGGGGGGAGAUCGUCGCUGUGCUGCUGGAGGGACGUUUCUUGGAGGUGUGACCGGAUGGCCGGGGUGGGACGUCGAGCCUUGGAGGACCGAAUCCUAUGAAACACCGGUGGUCAUCUGGACGGUGAGACGCGGUGUCGACGAUGCAGAACAUUGGUCACCCAAAAGGUUCAUCGUUUUUUCAAGAUCUUACAGUGUACAGCCAUCCUCACAACCCUCACCCUUCCGGACUGGGGAUAUCUAUCAACAGAAUGGAGCUGUAUCCCCCCAAAAACAUGUGUGUGUGUUCAUAUGUUUUCUAUCAAACAUACUAAAUCGAUGUCAACUGUAUCAUCAAAGCAUUAGGUCCCCUGGGCCUCUGCCUUUCGAUCUGCUGAAU
Messenger RNA from Durusdinium trenchii, 774 nucleotides. The record is from the annotation of a GenBank genome assembly. NCBI's taxonomy places the organism in Eukaryota, Dinophyceae, Suessiales, Symbiodiniaceae.